Molecule: messenger RNA, 551 nt
Organism: Cucurbita moschata (crookneck pumpkin)
Lineage: Eukaryota; Viridiplantae; Streptophyta; Magnoliopsida; Cucurbitales; Cucurbitaceae
Product: WAT1-related protein At4g08300-like
Exons: 3
Coding region: 95-535 (146 amino acids)
Cellular component (GO): plasma membrane
Molecular function (GO): transmembrane transporter activity
Source: RefSeq, a predicted model, not a curated record
GUUGGAUCAAAAUCUUUACUACGUGGGGUUAAAACUUACCUCAGCAACAUUCACUUCUGCUACGGUUAAUAUUCUCCCCGCUGUAACCUUCAUUAUGGCUCUCGUUUUCAGGCUGGAAACAGUGAAUUUCAAGAAAAUUCGCAGCAUCGCAAAGGUGGCCGGAACAAUGGUGACGAUCGGCGGAGCCAUGGUGAUGACUCUAUACAAAGGACCGGUGGUCGAGAUCUUCCACGCCCAUGGCCACCACGCCGCCCAACAAACCAGCAGCGAGUCCGCCGACCAACACUGGGUCCUCGGCACCCUCAUGCUCCUCGGCAGCAUCGUCGGCUGGUCCGGCUUCUUCAUCUUGCAAUCGUUCACCUUGAAGAAGUACCCGGCCGAGCUGUCGCUUACCGCCUUGAUAUGCAUCUCCGGCACGGUGGAGGGCUCCAUUGUCACGCUCAUUAUGGAGCGUGAUUUUAGCGUGUGGGUCAUCGGCUGGGACUCCCGUCUUCUUGCCGCAGUUUAUACGGUAAGCAGUGAGAAUAUUUGCUAAAACCACCCCACCUAAA